AUGUCUACUUAUGUCAUCUAUUUUGAAUGCGCUAAGGAGCGUGUUCUCUUCCUCUACCAUAACCUGGAUUUGAUCUCCAUGGUCUUUCUCAAUGUCAUUCAUGGCAACAAGCUAGUGGAUGAGGAAACAAUGGCCUCUCUAGAGUUUGGGGAUCCCUCCUCCCUCAAGAUAACUCAGGGCGAGGGUGAGCAUUGUUUUGAGUUGCAUUGCCUUGAGCUGCAGUGGUUUGAGAUGCAUUUGCUUGCCUUACAUUUCCUUGAGCUGCAGUGGUUUGAGAUGCAUUGGCUUGCCUUGCAUUGCCUUAAGCUUCAGUGGUUUGAGAUGCAUUGGCUUGCCUUGCAUUGCCUCGAGCUGCAUUGGUUUGAGAUGCAUUGGCUUGACUUGCAUUUCCUUGAGCUGCAGUGGUUUGAGAUGCAGUGCCUUGUGUUGCAUUGA
This is a messenger RNA of Vicia faba (fava bean), 435 nucleotides long. The record is from the annotation of a GenBank genome assembly. NCBI's taxonomy places the organism in Eukaryota, Viridiplantae, Streptophyta, Magnoliopsida, Fabales, Fabaceae.